Messenger RNA from Delphinapterus leucas (beluga whale), 671 nucleotides. Lineage: Eukaryota; Metazoa; Chordata; Mammalia; Artiodactyla; Monodontidae. The record is from RefSeq and is a predicted model, not a curated record.
UAAUGUUCCAAUAUCUGCUCCUGGGUUAUAAGAGAUCUGAGCCAGAGGGCUACCGGGUCACCCUGAAGCCUCAGCCUUCAGCGGAUCUAAGCGCAGCACUCCUUCCCCGCCCGCAGGAACGGCACAGGGUCCCCGCCAGCCGCAAGCAGCACAUUCCCACCUCUAACUGCUGCUCUGAGAACACUCCGCCGGGGAGGAACGCAGAUGUGGAGGAGGAUCAGGGUGCAGGGCGGAGGCCACAGCACAGCACGAGCGGCAGGGGAAGAAGACCGCCGCUGCCGCCCACCUCCAGCGCCCUCUCCACCGGCACAAAUCAGAGCAGGAAUCCCCCGCGCUGGGAGAGGGCCAGCCUCGGCCAGGCCUCCGUGCGGAACGGCCACGGCAGCCUAACCGUGCGGGUCCGGGGCCCCCUUGGCUUCGGCUUCGGCCACAGUCUAACUCGGCCCCGCCUGCACCAGGAAUCCAAGUGCAGCCCACGGGGGCCUCCGGGCCCCGCCCCGCGGAGAGUACCUGUGAGGAGCCCAAGCCCAGCACAGCCCCCACCUGUCCCCGAGUCUACCCGUCUACCUGCAGUGUCAGUAGGGAGUGGAGCCCCGGCUCUGUCCAAAGGAAACUUCGCCCACAGGGGCAGCCCGACAGGUGCCAGACCCAGACGUUCUGCCCUGAGGUGA